ACUCGAAUGAACGGCUUUAUGACUGAAAUAAGAGGAGAUUUGGUGGAUCUAUCGUGGAGAGUAUUUUUACUAUUUAUUUUUACUAUCUUAUUCAGCGGCCGUUUCUUGACCGUGCAAGAAGUUAUUUGCAGCGGAACCAGUUUUUCAGUUGAACUUACUGAUCUUGACAUGUUAAUAUUCUACGUCACAGUAAUUUGCAUUUAAAAUGUUAAUUAUGCAAUGACAAGAAAAACAGGUUAUAAUGAAGGAAAGAACGUUUCAAGAAGAAAAUAUUUUGUUUUCUUGCUACCAAUAACAAGAAACAUGCGUGGAACACAUCUAAAUUUACGCGCGCACGCGUAUUUAUAAGGUUUGCGAAUUAAUUUGGUGCUUUUUUGGAAGAAAUUCAGCUUUUCUUUACUUCCUUUUUUUAAAGAAGAGAUUUCUCAGCGGCCCGGAAAAUGUUAGAAAAUCAUGGCCAAUUUUCGACGAUUGACAUGUUUAUUCUUUUAUAAUAAAGCUCGAUUUCUUAAAAAAAAACACCGUUAAUUUGCAUAAUUUAUUGCAAGCUAAUAAAUUACGCAAACUUGUUUUUUCUAUUCUACAACAUAAAAUGAUGAAUGAAAAUGAAAAUGAUAUUUCUCAUUAUACAUAUAUGUAUGUACAUCGUUGUCAAAAGGCGCGCGCGUGGGAAUACUUGCGACCUUGUAUUAAACAAUCUUAUCGUUAUCUAUCAAUGAGUGUACGCGUGCGAGAGAUGGUAUUGUUGGAAAUCGAUAUUCCCGUUUCCAGUUUCACCCUGAAGUAUCCGCAGCGUAUCUGCACGUACAAAGCGAUUCACACGAAACAAAUGUAACGCAGCGAACUUUGCAUUCGCGCGUUUCUCGAUUCGAGAGCUGUUCAACCCCGAGACCGUAAAAGAUGUCGGUCGAAGAACAAACACGAAAGAACAAAAUGCGGACUCGACAAAUUCUGGGUGUGAUUCAUCGCCUUGUAGAAGUAAUCGCUAGAGGGAUAUUGUUGUUAAUUGCAUACAUCAGAGGACCAGCACACUCUCAACCACCCAUCAAGGAUUUAACGCUUCUGCACAGUGCAACCACUUUAGCAUUAAAAAUUCGAAACAGACAAUUAACUUCGGAGGAUGUGGUAUCUUCGUACAUAGAAAGAAUAAAAGAGGUUCAACCCUUGCUCAACUGUACAGUUGCUGACCUCUUCGAGGAAGCUCUGAAGGAGGCGAGAAAAUGCGACGACUUAUUGAAAUCUCAGGACGCACCAUCUGUCGAAGUUUUGGCGAAGGAGAAACCAUUGUUUGGCGUGCCGUUUACCACCAAGGACUGCAUCGGUGUUGCAAACAUGCAACAAACGGCUGGCCUGUAUGUACGUAAGAAUUGCGUCGCCGAGAGAGAUGCAGAAGCGAUAAAACUAAUGAGGUCAGCUGGAGCCAUACCUCUGGCGUUGACAAAUGUCUCAGAAUUGGCAAUGUGGUGGGAAAGCAGUAAUUGCCUAUUCGGCACCACGAAGAACCCCUACAAUAAUAGGCAUAUCGUAGGCGGUUCUUCGGGUGGUGAAGGCUGCAUACUGGCAGCAGCUGGAUCGCCGCUUGGAAUUGGUUCAGAUAUCGGCGGGUCUAUUCGCAUGCCCGCGUUCUUUAAUGGGAUAUUUGGUCAUAAGCCAAGUAAAGGAAUCGUUUCAAAUGAUGGGCAGUAUCCUAGCGCGCACAGCGAUGACCAAGAUCAGCUACUCGCUAUUGGACCAAUGUGCAGAUACGCGCAAGAUUUGCCGGUAACUCUUAAGAUCCUCACGAAUAAGACUUCCGAUUUACUCAAGUUGGAUCAGAAAGUGGACAUGUCACGGAUCAAGAUCUAUUAUAUGGAAGACGAUGGCGGUCAGCACCUAGUUUCGCCGGUGGAUCCGGAGAUAAAGAACGCCAUGAAGAGAGUGCUGAAUUAUUUCGAGAAGGCGCAUAAAGUUAAAGCCACGAAGUUAAACGUGAAGAAAUUAAAAAAGAGCCUUGGCCUCUGGUUGGCAAACAUGACUUGCAAAGAUGAUAAGGAUUUUUCGUACGAGCUCACCAAUCGGCAGGGUCGCCUCAAUAUCUGGUUGGAAUUCAUUAAAUGGAUGUUGUUUAUGAGCAAUCACACACUGGUCGCUCUUAUCACUGCCGCGUUCGAGAAAUUUGGCAUGAAGCACGGAAGCGAGCAGCAUGUUCGACUCAUGCAACAAAGCAAGGAUCUCUUCCAGGAAUUUAAGGAUAUUUUGGGAGAAGAUGGCAUAUUCUUGUAUCCGACACAUCCAACCGCGGCGCCAAUGCAUCACGAGCCAAUGUUUAAACCGUUCAACUUUUCUUACACCGCAAUCAUUAACGUAUUGGGUCUACCAGCUACGGCGUGUCCGUUAGGUUUAAAUAAACAAGGACUUCCUAUAGGUCUGCAGGUUGUGGCGGGACUCUAUCAAGAUCACCUGACACUUGCCGUCGCGGAAGAAUUGGAGCGGGGUUUCGGAGGCUGGGUACCUCCGCCAAUAGUAGCUUAACAUCGGUACUGUCGUAGACAAUAAUUUAAUGAGUGAAUGACAUACAUAUGAAGCCUCAUCUUACCGAACCCUGCCAUCUUCGUCUUAUGAAGUAUUCUACCAUUUAUAUCGAAGAUCUUUUCAUAUACACACGAACACUCACGCGCGUUAUCGGGGUAAAGUACAAACUUAUAUAACAUUAUAUAUAUAAUAUGCAUUUAUAAUAUAAAAUACAUAUAAUUUUAUAAGACACACUUGAUAUUCCCGUAUGCCUCACAGUACGUUUACGUGCAAUUACGUUAUUGCAUUUCUCCAGUCUCGAGAAAAAAAAAUAUUCGUAUUGCAAUAUUUAAACGAGCAAUCUUUCUCAAUCUCUGUGACCAAUAAUUCAUUCAGAACUCUUUGAGAUAAUAUUACUUAUUAAUGUUGCGACUUAUAUAUUUAUAUUAAUAUGUCGAUUGUACUGAAAUACAGAUUGUUUGAUUGAAAAAACCGUGCAUUUUAGGGUGCAUGUUCUUGCAUAAAUAACUGGAAAUUUCGAUCCUCAAAACGAGGUAGUAGAUGUGGGAAAAAUAUUUGUAUAUAAGGACAAUAUCUAGUUAUGUUGAAUUACAGUAUUUGUAUACCUCGUACGUAGACUUCUAUGUAGAAUUUUCUAUUUUCAUACGAGACGUGAAAUCAGAUGGUAAUAGGGUGCUUCUGGUAAUUACGAUAAGACAUUCGACGUUAUUUAAAAAAAACCUGUAUUGAUGUUGAGAAUUUAUACAUAUAUAUAUAUUUUAUCUACCAAGAAA
This is a messenger RNA of Ooceraea biroi (clonal raider ant), 3284 nucleotides long. RefSeq names its product fatty-acid amide hydrolase 2-B. Gene Ontology annotation, cellular component: endomembrane system. The record is from RefSeq and is a predicted model, not a curated record. NCBI's taxonomy places the organism in Eukaryota, Metazoa, Arthropoda, Insecta, Hymenoptera, Formicidae.